Molecule: messenger RNA, 2790 nt
Organism: Mytilus trossulus (common blue mussel)
Lineage: Eukaryota; Metazoa; Mollusca; Bivalvia; Mytilida; Mytilidae
Product: paramyosin-like
Exons: 5
Coding region: 116-1234 (372 amino acids)
Source: RefSeq, a predicted model, not a curated record
GAAGAAGUUUAGAUUUGUUUACAGCUUCCGUGCUAGGCAAUGAAUGAAAUUAAAUAUGCAAUAGAAACUGAGAUUAGAAACCCAUAUUUUUGUAGUGUAGAGAUACUGCACCAUUAUGCAGAAUUGUUAUAAUGCUGGGCGAAUACCUAGAGAAAAUGUGCAUGAUCAAAAUGCUAAAGGUCAAACAGAAUCAUUUAACUUCAUCAAAGAACUAGCUGAGCAGAACAAACUUUUGAAACAAAGAAUUGAAGAGCUAGAGGCUGAACAUGCCAACUGUCCUGAAUUACGCACGUACGUUGAAGAGAGUAAAGAAAAAAUGAAACAGAUUCAAGAACAACAUCUAAAGCAGAUGGAUGAAGUGAAUGUUAUGCUGGCUGAACAACAAAAACAGGAGACAAUGAAACUGGUACAAGAAAAGUUGAACAUUGAACAAAAGUACAAAGAACAAAUAGGAAAGUUAAAAUUUCAGAUUUCUAAACUAGAGACUACAAACAGAGAGUUAUUAUUCAGAAUAGACAGUAUGGCAGAAUCUGAAGAGCAAGUUCAUGCCCUAAAGAAGGAGAUAGAAGGUCUAAAAAAAAGAAUUAAAGAACUGGAAGAAGAGCUAAAAUCAAUUAAAGCAAAAGAAAAAACUACUAUUGAUCAUACUGAAUAUUUAGCUGAAAUAGAGGAAUUGAAAAAGAAAAAUAGUGUACUGUCACAUGAAGUCAGGGCAAAAACUCAAAAAAUUAUUGAAUUAGAUUUCCGAUUGGAUAAGAUGGAGAGAGAAUUGGACGAAAAUCCAGAAGAUGCUGACAAAAUAACAUUGAUUGAAAAUUUGAAAAUAAAAAUUACGCAAAUGCAAGCAGAAAGAUCUGCUGGUACUGAAAGGGAGCGAUAUUUUGAGAAACUAAUGAAAGAGCUGCAAGCAGAAAUUGAACAGCUUAGAGAGGGAGUUUCAGUAUGUGAAGUUGCAAAACACAGAUUGUAUGCUGACUACAAGAAAUUGUUGGAAGAAUACAACAAGCUACGUGAAAAAUAUGUUGUAGACAGUCAGCACAAAACAUUUCAGGAUUUCGUUCAGUUAAAAAGACAGCUUAAUCAUGUAAAAACUGAAAAUGAUGACUUGAAACAAGUUGCAAGAUCAGUUUCUGGUAGCAGUCUUCCAGCAUUAAAAUCAUCUGAAAAUGGUGUUACCAAAAAACGAAACUCAGGUUCAUAUAAAAAACAACAGUUAAAGACAUUAAAGGAAUGAAAGUUCUAUUAAGCUGCAUUUGGUAUAGUGAUACUUGAAUUCAAAGGUCACUGGCAUGCUGAUUGCAAAAAUAAGCAUGCACAGCCAUUUAUAAAUCUAUUUUAAACAGAUUUGGCAAAAACGUUUGUGUAUGUCAAGCCAUUUUACUAUUUAUUCUUACUGAAAGAUAUCUCAUAUAAUAUAUAUAGGAUAUCUUAUAUAAGAUCUAAGAUAUCAUAGGUUUAUAUUAGCAAUGUACUUGACAAGGUUGAUCAGUGGUGAUACAGUUUCUAAAAGAGUUAUGCGCCUUGGAAAUUUUAAUAUUAUGGAAGAUUGUCUUAUAAGCGCUCUUAUGUGUACAACUCUGUCUUAUAAGCGCUCUUAUGUGUACAACUCUUGCCACAUUUAAAAAAAAUAUAAUAUAUGUUUAUAUCAUUAUUGUCCAUGACAAAUUAAAAAAUCAGUGACAAUAAAUUAUUUUUAAAAGAGUUAUGUGCCUUGGAAAUAUUGAAUUGAUUAUAUGGAAAAUUGCAAUUUAAGUUCUUUCAUGUGUUUAAUUUUGGUUCCUCUAAUCAAAGUAAACAUUAAAAAGACAUAAAAAGGUUGAACUACAGUCUUCAAAGCUGGGAAUUAUUCAAACCACAUGUCAAACUUUAAACUAUCACUUUUUUUGGCUAACAUUUAGGACCAUAAAAGCCCUGUGAGUCCUAUCAAGCUUUUUUUAGACGUUAGAUCUCAUAUAUUUUAUACCUAGGCCAAAACUGUUAAAAGAUUUGCAGAUAUUAUUCUGGAAAUAUAAUGCUUGUCAUCAUGUUGCUUCCAAAGAAACAAGUUGGACAGGAUCCUUUUUAGCUCUUUCUCAUUACUUGGCGUCCGUCGUCCGUCGUCUGCGUCGUUAACAUUUUACAUUUUGAACUUCUUCUAGAGAACCACUGAAUGGAAUGAAACCAAACAUGGCAUGAAUGUUCCUUAUGAAGUGCUGACCAAGUGUUUAAUUUAAGAAUCUUUUUUUUUUUAAAUUGAUUUCAAAAACCCAGGUAGAAUCAGGUGAGCAAUACAGGUUCUUGAGAGCAUCUAGUUAUUUAACAUGUUUGAUGGUUUUCAUCCAUUAUAUUUUAUACACUUAUUCUACCAGUAAUCAUUUUACUAUUUGCAAGCAUAAGAUAUUUUUUUAUCUUGCAAUUUAUUACUGUGGAUUCAUUAAUAUUUGUUGAAUACCAAUUUUCGUCGAUUUCGUGGGUACAGGGGAACCACCAUUUAAUUGUUAAACAAAUUACAAAUUCUAAAGGAAUGUAUGCUGACUUUGCCAAAACAACGAAUUGGUGCCCACCAAAAUAAAUGAAUCAACAGUAUUAGUGUUUUGUUCUCAUCUGUUGAUAGCCCGCACUCCAUAUUUUACUCUAUCUUAACAUUGUAUUAUAAAAUUUCUAUGUAUUUACAUACAGUGUAUGAAGUCUCUUUAUGUUGCAUUUCAAUUGAUGGCUAGUCUAACUGUUGUUAUAAAAGUGUUCAUUUUACUGUAAAAGCAGAACAUUAAAGGGUCACUAGCUACGAGAUAUACAAAGAAAAUUGUUAUA